AUUAAACUAAUAUUUAAAAAAAAUGACCACUCUCCUCACUGCCCGUUUCACUUUUUCUUUCUCUUUGAUCUCCGCCGUCCGAUUAAUCAGGUGACCGGCAUUCCGGUGAUCUGGCUUUCUGCCUCGUUGAAUCAACGGUCAUGAGUCUGCAAAUACCGUUCAUAGGUUCCGACCAAUCACAAUAUAACAACAUUCGUCUGUUUGUGGUUCCAAAAAUUAGGGUUUUCAAUGUUGAAGAAGAUCAUAAAAGGAGCGCGAAAGCCCUCCAAAUCGGAUCCUAACGAUACGUCUCUUUACGUAUUCACUCCGCCUGCGGGUCGAAACCCGGGCUUAAAUGUUGUAGUAAAUCAUGCUUCUCGGGUCGGGCCGGGUCAACAGAUUCCGAGCCCCGGUGGGGCAGGGAUGGUGGUGGCGACUCCCCCACCUAUGGUUAGCAUAGAAUCGCUGCCGCUCUUUCGUGACGUGCCAGUUUCUGAUCGGCAGAAUUUGUUUUUGCGAAAACUUCAAGUUUGUUGUUUUUUAUUGGAUUUUUCGGAUACUACGAAAAGUGUUCGUGAAAAGGAGAUUAAGAGACAGACGUUACUGGAGCUUGUUGAUUUUAUUCAAUCCGGGUCGGGUAAAAUCACUGAGACUUGUCAAGAGGAAAUGAUUAAAAUGAUUUCGAUUAAUUUAUUUAGAUGUAUGCCUCCGGCCUCUCAUGAAAACACAGGGCAAGAAGUGGGUGAUCCGGAAGAUGAAGAACCGUAUUUGGAACCAUCUUGGCCUCAUUUGCAGCUUGUUUAUGAGUUGCUUUUGAGAUAUGUUGUGUCUUCUGAUACAGAUACUAAGAUUGCCAAGAGGUAUAUCGAUCAUUCAUUUGUGUUAAAAUUGCUUGAUUUGUUUGAUUCUGAGGACCCACGAGAAAGAGAGUAUUUGAAAACUAUUCUGCAUCGGAUUUAUGGCAAGUUUAUGGUUCAUCGUCCCUUUAUUAGAAAGGCAAUUAAUAAUAUAUUCUAUCGAUUUAUAUAUGAGACUGAGAGGCAUAGUGGUAUUGGUGAGCUUUUAGAGAUUCUUGGCAGUAUAAUUAAUGGGUUUGCAUUGCCAAUGAAAGAAGAACAUAAGUUAUUCCUUGUUCGAGCACUUAUACCAUUACAUAAACCCAAACCCAUUGCUAUGUAUCAUCAGCAACUGUCUUAUUGUAUUACCCAGUUUGUUGAAAAGGAUUACAAGCUGGCUGAUGCAGUUAUUAGAGGGUUGUUGAAGUACUGGCCUGUGACUAAUUGUCAGAAGGAAGUUCUCUUUCUUGGGGAACUUGAAGAAGUGCUAGAAGCUACACAGGCUGCUGAAUUUCAGCGCUGUAUGGUUCCUCUUUUUAGACAGAUUGCCCGCUGCCUUAAUAGUGCUCAUUUUCAGGUUGCAGAACGAGCCCUCUUUUUGUGGAAUAAUGAGCACAUCGUGAGCUUAAUCGCCCAAAACAGGAAUGUCAUAUUACCUAUCAUUUUUGAGGCACUGGAGAAGAAUAUCCAGAGUCAUUGGAACCAGGCAGUCCAUGGGCUAACUGUUAAUGUUCGGAAGAUGUUCUUGGAAAUGGAUAUGGAAUUAUUUGAAGAGUGCCAGAUUCAGUAUACAGAGAAACAGUCGAGGGCCAAAGAGAUGGAAGAACAGCGAGAGUGGACAUGGAAGAGGCUGGCAGAUGUGGCAGCUGAGAGAGGGGGAGAGGAUAUGGUUACGGCCUAACUGAUUGCUGUGAGUCAGAUGGCCCAUCCUAAAAACAUGGAUGGUUAGACAGUAAAGAUGACAAUGGAUAGCUCAUCCCUGUUUUGGUGACAUUUUUUUCCCCUCUAAAAUUUUAUUCUCUUUAAUAUUUAUAUAUAUAUAUAUAUAUUUUUUUUUAUCUCAUUAAAGAUAUCAGAAAACAGCAGCAGCAUAAUAUGUAAUUUAACCAGUGUGGAAUUUGUUAGUAUGAUGCUGCUGAUUAAGAAUUAUUUCUAAAGGAUAUGUUGUAAUUUUGUUCACCCAUAUUUGCUCCUAUACAAAACCAAAAAAAAAAAAAAUUGAGUCA
Messenger RNA from Mangifera indica (mango), 2041 nucleotides. RefSeq names its product serine/threonine protein phosphatase 2A 57 kDa regulatory subunit B' beta isoform-like. Gene Ontology annotation, biological process: signal transduction. Lineage: Eukaryota; Viridiplantae; Streptophyta; Magnoliopsida; Sapindales; Anacardiaceae. Gene Ontology annotation, cellular component: protein phosphatase type 2A complex. Gene Ontology annotation, molecular function: protein phosphatase regulator activity. The record is from RefSeq and is a predicted model, not a curated record. The transcript has 3 exons. The coding region runs from base 229 to 1716 and encodes 495 amino acids.